AUGGCUGAAGAUGAAAUUCUAAGAAUUAAUAGAAAAUUACAAAAAAUGAUCGAUAAAUCUGACGUGGAUGAAAGUAUUGCUCGAGAUUUGCUUGUUCGUUUGCAAGCAUCACGUAUAACACUUAGUACUCUACAAAAAACGGGUAUUGGAAAAACCGUGAAUACUUUACGACGACUAAUUUCUAAUGAAGAUUUGUCAAGUAUUGCUAAAUGUCUUCUAAAAAAUUGGAAAAAGCUUGUAUCCGAAACUUCAUCAAAUAAAGAUGACAGACAAUCAACAUCUAGCAGUAAUAAUAACAGUCAAAGUUCACAAGAAACAAAUGUAGUCAAUGGAAAAAAUACAGAUUCUAGUGAAUCUACUAAACAGAAGUCAUUCGAAAAACGCUCAUCGUCGCAUAAUUAUACUGCAUUACAAACAGAAGAUGAAUUUCGAUUAAAGUCACGUGAACUUUUAGCCACUGCUCUUUCAAGUUCUGAACUUCCUGAAGGAUCUGCUAAUCCAGAAGAAUUAGCUGCUCGUAUUGAAGAUGCUAUUUAUAAAGAACUUAAAGAUACAGGUGUUAAAUAUCGUAGUCGUGUCCGUAGUCGUUUUUCAAAUUUAAAAGAUGCUAAAAAUCCAAAUCUUCGUAUAAACGUUCUUCUCGGUAUAAUUACACCAGAAAGAUUAGCUGUACUCACUGCUGAAGAAAUGGCAAGUGAUGCAUUAAAACAAGAACGAUCAAAAUUAACCGAUUUGGCUAUUAAUGAAUGUCAACUUGCUGUCGAUGAAGGCACUGGUACUGAUCUUAUUCAAUGCAAAAAAUGUAAACAAAAUAAUUGUGCCUAUACAGAAGCUCAAACACGUAGUGCUGAUGAACCUAUGACUUUAUUUAUUCUUUGCAAAAGUUGUGGACAUCAUGUAGAUCAAAAAUUUUGCCUAAAUUUAUUACAGUCACCAUCAUUUAAAUAA
Rotaria sp. Silwood1 is the source of this 948-nucleotide messenger RNA. The record is from the annotation of a GenBank genome assembly. NCBI's taxonomy places the organism in Eukaryota, Metazoa, Rotifera, Eurotatoria, Philodinida, Philodinidae.